AUGGAGAAGAAGCGUCGCGCCCGUAUCAAUGUGUCACUUGAGCAGCUCAAGACACUCCUGGAGAAACAUUACUCGCACCAGAUCCGCAAACGCAAGCUGGAGAAGGCUGACAUCCUGGAGUUGAGCGUCAAGUACAUGAAAAGCCUGCAGACCUUACAAGGCCUCUGGCCGGUGUCCAUUGGAGCUGAGUUCGCAUCCUGCUCCCGGGGCUGCCUACCGGGCGUCAGCCUGCUCCUGCGGCGCGGAGAGGAGGGCUCGGGCGGCCCGAGCUGCCCCCUGGUGCUCGAGCGCCCGGCUGGCUGCAGCACCAUGGACAGCGGCCGCCCCGGGCCGGAGGCGCCCUCCUCGCGGGGGCCCUGCGCCUGGGCCCGCUGGGCUCCAGCGUCCUCCGCCUGCGGCCCGCCGUCCACACCACCCCUGCGCCUCCUCCCCGGAGACCUCCCCGGUUCGUCCCCUAGCGUCUUGGCUCCACCACCAGCGUCGCGCAGCCCACCCGAGAGCCCGGGGCCCGGGCUGCGCGUGUGGCGACCCUGGUGA
Messenger RNA from Ochotona princeps (American pika), 537 nucleotides. It is a transcript of the gene HES3, whose product is annotated as hes family bHLH transcription factor 3. Gene Ontology annotation, cellular component: nucleus. Gene Ontology annotation, molecular function: DNA-binding transcription factor activity, RNA polymerase II-specific; RNA polymerase II cis-regulatory region sequence-specific DNA binding; protein dimerization activity. Gene Ontology annotation, biological process: regulation of transcription by RNA polymerase II; anterior/posterior pattern specification; regulation of neurogenesis. The transcript has 3 exons. The record is from RefSeq and is a predicted model, not a curated record. NCBI's taxonomy places the organism in Eukaryota, Metazoa, Chordata, Mammalia, Lagomorpha, Ochotonidae. Bases 1 to 537 code for a protein of 178 amino acids.